Molecule: messenger RNA, 3761 nt
Organism: Spirometra erinaceieuropaei
Lineage: Eukaryota; Metazoa; Platyhelminthes; Cestoda; Diphyllobothriidea; Diphyllobothriidae
Source: the annotation of a GenBank genome assembly
AUGAGUAACGGAAAUCACCGCGACAUAAAAGUAGAGGAUGAGGAUAAUCAACCACUGGCCGACAAGUUCAGGGCGAAACGUCACUACUCAGAUUCAAGUGAUGAGGAUGACAUCCCCCUAUCACAAAAGUAACCAUCCUCCAUUUAUUCCUCACCUCCUAGGAUGGAAGACGUUAAGAAGAGGCUCUCUGUGACCCGCCCUCCGCAACUGCCGGUUAGUCCUAACACACUGUUUUUACUUUCAUAGGAAAAGCGCCGUAAGCUCGAAAGCAACGAUGUCAAGCCUAAAGUCCAAACCCAACAAAACCCUCAAAAGACAAAAACAAGCGUCAAAUCGGAACAGUCCACUCCCCAAAAAAGAGCAGCUAAAAACGAGGAGCAAGAGAACCUCUGGAAAUGGUGGGAAGAAGAAAAGAAGGAUGAUCGCGUCAAGUGGAACUUCUUGGAGCACAAAGGACCCAUGUUUGCGCCCCCAUAUGAGCCGCUUCCUCCCAGCGUUCGUUUCUACUACGACGGCGUUCAAAUGCGUUUAUCUCCGGAGGCGGAGGAAGUGGCUGGGUUUUACGCACGUAUGCUCGACCACGAGUACACUACAAAGGAGAUCUUUAAUAAUAACUUUUUCCGUGAUUGGCAAAAGGUACUACGCUUAACUUCGAUUAUUCCUUUAGACGAUGACUGAAGACGAAAGGAGAAUAAUAAGGCGGCUUGACAAGUGCGACUUCAAACCCAUGUUCGAAUACUUCAAAGAAAAGUCCGAAGAACGGAAGAAUAUGUCGAAGGAGGAAAAGCAGAAAAUAAAAGAGGCUAAUCAGGCUAUUGCUGACGAAUAUGGAUUUUGCACACUGGACGGACACAAACAGCGAAUUGCAAACUUCAAAAUAGAACCGCCAAAUCUAUUCCGCGGCCGUGGGGAUCAUCCAAAGAUGGGUAUGCUAAAGAAGCGGAUCAUGCCCGAAGAUAUUAUUAUUAAUUGUUCGAAAGACUCAAAAAUUCCCAUUCCCCCACCCGGCCAUAAGUGGAAGGAAGUGCGCCACGACAAUACAGUUACUUGGCUGGCCUGUUGGAUAGAGAAUAUACAAAGCAAUUUCAAGUACAUUAUGUUGAACGCGUCCUCUAGGCUAAAGGUAUGGUCAUUUGGUGAACUGCAUUCUCUCAGGGUGAGAAAGAUUGGAAAAAGUACGAAACUGCGCGCAAGUUACACCAAUAUGUUGACAAAAUCCGAGCAGAUUAUCGGACUGACUUCAAAAGCAAGGAAAUGCGCAUCCGACAAAGGGCGGUCGCGCUCUAUUUCAUUGACAAGGUAAUCCACCCGUAUUCAGACUCAUAUGUUUCCUCCUCCUUUCUUCUUGGAAGCCUCUUCACGUUGCGGGUAUUUAAGAUUUGAUCAAAAUGGUCUUCAACUGUUCGUACUUCCAGCGAGUUUUGUUUUCUUGUCUGCUGCGUUUAACCGUUCAAGUUGUCUUAACAGGCUAAGUAGAUGCUGUGAUCGGCCACCACAGUCCUCUGCCACUUGGCGUAUCAUUCACACUGUUUGGAGACGACCGUGCACGUCGUUAGCCCUCUAAGGCAUCCAUCGAUCUACGGUUUCUUGCGUAGUCAUGUUUCUCAGUCUGGCUUGCCUAUGCCAUUAGGUCAUUUGCAGCACCAUCCCAUCUGUGCGCGUUUGUUGCCAUUACAAGUGCACUUUUCAGUUCUACGCAUAGAAAAAAAGACUAUUAAAUGGUUCAACAUGCUUAAAUGACAUUUUGCAGCUUGCUCUGCGUGCGGGUAACGAAAAGGAUGAAGACGAAGCAGAUACUGUUGGCUGCUGCUCUCUGAGGUGUGAGCACGUCACUCUACAUGAGGAGCUAGAUGGAAAACCCUUUGUCGUUGAAUUUGACUUUCUCGGAAAGGAUUCCAUCAGAUACCAGAAUUCCGUUCCUGUCCCGAAACGAGUCUUCAAAAAUUUGAAAUUAUUUAUGAAGAACAAGCAAGGAAGCGAUGAUCUUUUUGAUCGUCUGAAUGUAAGUCUUCUGGCGUUCUUGGUUCAUUAUUUUUCAUCAGACUUCAAUUCUGAACCAGUAUCUGCGAGAGCUCAUGGAGGGUCUUACUGCGAAGGUUUUCCGUACUUACAAUGCUAGCAGAACAUUGGAGGAACAGCUAGAAUUAUUGACAAAUCCAGACGACAAUGUAGCUGCGAAACUCCUGUCUUACAAUCGUGCCAACAGAGCUGUUGCCGUCCUGUGCAACCAUCAGCGCGCGGUUCCGAAGACGUUCGCAAAGUCCAUGGAGAAUCUUCAAAAAAAGGCAACUCCCAUUUUGAAUUCGAUUCAUAAAUUUAUCCUAGUUGACUCCAUAAGUUGUUUCCAAUCGACUAUUAUUCGCCCCUCAUUAUUUACUAGUCAAUGUUCUUCACACUUUCUCUUGUUGUGCACCCGCUUAUUAAGCGUGUUAUUGUUUUUGCCAGUUGACCCAGCCCACUUGCUGCUUUUAACCUAUAUUUGUAUAAGUCAGGAGUUGUGGCCUUGCAUCCCCGCAAACAAUGCGGUUUAAAUUUUCUUUCCUUGUAAUAACAGUCUACCUUAUUUGUAUCACCUUUUCAGAUUGAUGCCAAGAAGGAGCAGAUCAGCGAAGUGACCCGCGAGGCAAAACAGAUCAAAGCUGACUGGAAACAUUCCAAACAGGCGUCUCAAAAAGUACAGUACGAAAAAUUAAAAAAGCGGCUGGCCACUUUAAAAGAACAGCUACUCAAGCUCCAGGUGCAGGCUACGGAUCGCGAUGAAAAUAAGGACAUUGCCCUCUCGACCAGUAAAUUGAAUUACCUUGACCCCCGCAUUACAAUUGCUUGGUAAGUCUUUUGAGGUUCUGUUGAGGGAUUCCUGUUAAAGCACAAAUAGUCCGUUGUUUCUAGACUUUUGCCUCUGGUGUUGAAUAUCAAUGGCACAGUUGGCGUGAUGCUCCGAUCCUCUCUUAGAAUUCUGCCGAGUACGCAACUACCUAAACCACGGAGUAACAUGGCGCUGAACCUUAGUAUGUCUUCCUAUUUAGGUUGUCGGAAGGCAGAGAUGUUCAUGACGUCUUGGUGCUGUUUGCUCUUUUGUCGCAAACUUAACUUUACAUUUUCCCACCUGAAUAAGUUGCUCUCAAUGUACCCACCGCCCGCCUAGAAUCUACUUUAUCGCAGUCCAGAUUAACACUGUUGAGUAUGUGUGCUCUAGCCUUAUCCGAGCGGUCCCAUUUCACUGGUGAUAGCAACUGUAGGAUUCAUAAUUUCCUCUUGGAGAUGUCUUUGGUUUUAUUGUGAAAGGCCAUCAUUCUAGGUUGCAAUUGUAGCGACAAGCCUAACCUGAUCACUGCAUGCAUCCAUGUGCUAUCAGCAAGUCCGUUCGGACUUUGUUUGUUCCUUAGAGAGCGGCUCACUUGGACUUUGAAUCAAACGGUUGCUUUUUGGGUCUAUAGGCCGCACUUUGGCCGUCUUUAUAUGGCUAUAAGACUUGGUCCUAACUCCCCGCACGCUUACCCACUUUCUCUUCCAUCACCGAUUUUCAUUUUGCCACCCCUACUUCCCGGUAUUUCUUUCUAACGUCUUACAGGUGCAGGAAGCUUAAUGUCCCGGUGGAAAAGGUGUAUAACAAGACACAACGGGACAAAUUUCAGUGGGCCAUCCAAAUGACCACUGAAGACUUCAAGUUCUUGGAUGUCUUGUCAGACAAAAACAAGGGACCACCAAAGCCUGAGGAAAGUGAUGAGGAUGUUGAAGCUGAUGGGGACAACGAUUAUUGA